This is a messenger RNA of Camelina sativa (false flax), 3047 nucleotides long. RefSeq lists its product as uncharacterized. Gene Ontology annotation, biological process: transcription initiation at RNA polymerase III promoter. Gene Ontology annotation, cellular component: transcription factor TFIIIC complex. Gene Ontology annotation, molecular function: histone acetyltransferase activity; protein binding. NCBI's taxonomy places the organism in Eukaryota, Viridiplantae, Streptophyta, Magnoliopsida, Brassicales, Brassicaceae. The record is from RefSeq and is a predicted model, not a curated record.
UAGAGGGAUCACAUCUGCGCGUCACUGCGAUUCGAACUAGGGUUUCCGUACUUGAAUCCAGUUUUGUUGUCAAAAGCUAAGCUAAGCAAAGCAGAGCUUUGGUUUUGUUUCCCUCCAAAAUUCAGUUUCGUCGGAAUUUGAAUGGCGUCGCGGUUCCAGGAAGCUUCAUUGGUUACUUCACCAUCGUAUCCUAACGCAGUGGCUUGGUCAUCGGAAAAUCUGAUCGCCGUCGCUGCUGGUCACCUCGUUAUCAUCAUUAAUCCGGCUUUGCCUGCUGGACCUCGUGGGUUGAUCACUAUCCCUGAUGCUGAGCCUUAUCAGAUUGGCCGUGUUCGUUCUCAAGAUUUGCUGACUGGUGGACUCUUACCUUCGAGUUUAAAACGGGAAAGACAUCCCUGUGCUCGAUCUCUCUCAUGGUCUGAUAUAGGAAUGUCUCCAAACCACGGGUGUUUGCUGGCUGUUUGCACAGCGGAAGGAAGGGUUAAGCUAUACCGACCUCCAUAUUCUGAUUUCUGUGCUGAGUGGAUUGAGAUUGUUGAUGUAUCUAAAAUGCUUUAUGAGAAUCUAUCAAGCAUGAACUUUGGAGAGUCCAACAGUCCUUCUACUUCAUCAUCUAAGGAUCAACAUCACCAUGAAGAGGAUGAAAGGAUUUCAAGUCUGAAGACACGUAAGCGGAGAAAAACAAGCGCAAACAACAUCAACUUACAAGAAAAGAAUUAUACAGAUCGUGCAUCAUGUUCCAAGCAAGACAGUCAAGCAGAGCAUAAUGUACUUGAGAUUGAAGUAUAUAAACAGGCAAGCAAUGGCCAAGAUUGUCAUUAUUUGCCUAAAGCUUCGAAAAAGUUCAGUGAAGAGAUAAGUCCAGAAACAUAUGUUUCUCGUGAGGCAUUGUUAUCCUCCCUUUCCGUCGCCUGGUCAUCUCUACUAAGAUUCUCAUCAGGAAGUUCUUGUGAGAAUAUGUUAAGAUUCUCUCUUCUGGCAAUUGGUUCAAAGUCCGGUAGCGUUUCCAUAUGGAAAGUUCAUGCACCUGAAUGCUAUCACAUUGAACGUAGCGAUUUAUCUCCCUUCGUGGAACUUACUGCUAUAAUUCAGGCCCAUAGCUCAUGGGUUUCAACUAUGAGUUGGGGAAUUUCUGGCUGUGACUCUUCGAAUCUGAAAAUGGUGUUGGUUACUGGAAGUUGCGAUGGUAGUGUAAAAAUUUGGAUGAGCAAUAAAGAAGACUUGCAAAAAUCUGUGGAGGUCUAUAAAUCUUCAUUCUUUCUAUUGAAACAGGUUGUAGCAUUGAAUCCUGUUCAGGUUUCAACGCUUUCUUUUGUUAUAAGCAACCAUUAUAAUGCAAUGCACUUGGCAAUAGGCAAAGGAUCUGGUUCUUUCGAAGUAUGGAAGUGUGAACUAUCUACAAGAAAGAUUGAACAAAUUGUUUCAACUAAUGCUCAUAACCACGUGGUUACAGGUCUAGCUUGGUCAUAUGAUGGCCGUUGUUUGUACAGUUGCAGUCAGGAUAAUUAUGUCCGGAACUGGAUAUUAUGUGAGAAUACCAUCUCUGAAGUGCCAAUUCCUGCAAACACUCCUGGUCUCAAUAGCACGACUGAUUUUCCUGAUGAUUUCUUAUCAUGCCUUGGUGUGGCACUGUCCCCUGGAAACCUUGCUGUUGCUUUGGUCCGCAGCUUUAACGUUGAGCUCUUGAAUCCGAUGUACCAAGCCAGGUCGCAGAAGGCUGCUGUAGAAUUCCUCUGGAAUGGUGCACAACAAUCUGGUGAGUCUGAAGAUUCUUCAGAGAUGGUAACCGAAGCUAUUCUGGGUUUCUCAAAGAAUGAAUUUGCAUAUUGGGAAACUAAUUUUCUCUGGUCAUUGAAAGAAUUCAAAGAUUUGAAUAAGCCUCUAGUUCUUUGGGAUAUGAUAGCUGCAAUGCUGGCGUUCAAACAGUCAAUGCCAGAGUUUGUUGAACUGGUAUUAACCAAAUGGCUCUCUGUGUCAUACCUUGGGUUUCAUGCUGAUAUCCCCAUGGAAGAUCUCGUGCCAAAGAUCUCCAAACGCUUCUCUGCUGUUCCUUCCAGGCUGUUACACAUUCUCAAUGUAAUCUCCAGACGUGUAAUGUUAUCAGAGCUCAAAACGGAGGAAGUCAACAGAAAACUGCAAGGUCAGAGAAUGAACAAUGAAGAGGAGAUUGAUCUUUGGCUCAAACUACUUGAAGAAAGCGAACGAGAACUCCGAGAAAGACUGGUUGGUCUCAGUUUCUCGGCUUAUCUAAUAGCGGAGUCAUCUCAGGGUACUGUUUCGCCUUCUACUUGGAAUUGGCGUCCAGCUGGAUUGGCUCAGUUGCAGCAAUGGGUUGAGAUCAAUCAUGAUAUUGUCCCUAGUCAGCUAGAAACCCUUUCCUCAGAAGUGAAAUCUAGUCUAAUAAGAUCAAGCAAUAGCACAGAAGCUAGAUUAGAGGAAGAGAAAUGUCCUUAUUGCACAUCGCCAGUCAAUUUCCAGUCAGCAGAGGAAGCCUUUUGCGAAUCUCCACACCAAAAAAAGAAGAAGAGCAAAGACAAAGAGAGACAUGAUCAAAGCCACAAGCUUGAGAGGUGUUGUGUCUCAAUGCAAGUAUGUCCACCAACUCCUUUGUGGUUCUGCAAAUGCUGCAGCCGAAUGACUUUAAAACUCGCUCCAGAGACCUUAUUUGCAUUGCCUUCGUUCCCGAGUGAUCUCAAAUCGCUUCCAGAAUCUUCCUUUAGCAAAGUUGCCACGAAACCGUUCUGCCUCUUCUGUGGAAUUCUCUUGCAGAGAAAGCAGCCUGAGUUUCUGCUGUCUGCUUCACCUGUGUGAUAAUAAGUUAUAAGGAAAAAUAGGAUUAGGUAGAUAAAACUGUAUUUUAUUAUUAUGUGUGUAGUCUUGUAUUUUACAUAUAUGAUCCGGAUCAGUAUCAAACCGAGAUUCAAGAGUCGAAACUGAUCCAACCACAGAUAAAGUUGGAUUUACACUGAACUAAGCGGUUGUUAAAGUUGUCAAUAACACGAUUAAACAAACUUAACUUUCCAAAAAUAAUGAUAAUUUAUGAACUA